UUUGAGCUGUGAAACGAUCAAGCAGAGAUGUGUCUUUUUAUUACUCAGGUAGUGACCCGAUACUGACGGAUCAAUCCUUCCUUCCAAGUGAUUCGUUGAAAAUAGCUGAAGAGCCAUCGACUUACCGAGAUGCAGCCACGUAACGGAGAAGAAACUAAAUAUUUCUUCAUAGUGAGCCAAUACAGUCGAGGUAAACUGGUUCUUGAUAUUAAAAAUGGCAAGAAAAGUGGUAUUCUUAGGAUGGUGGAACCAGAACGCGGACGAUCAAGUCAGUUGUGGAGAUGGGAUGAGAGUUGUCGGCUGGUCAGCAAACUGGGCCUUGUGGCAGACAUCAAAGGUGCAAGUAAGAAGGAAGAAGCCGUCUGUCACGCCUGGAAAGCUCACGAAGGCCUAAGCCAAAAGUGGCGAGUCGAAAAAGCAGCCAUUGUGAGCAAUUUGAGUCAUCUCGUUAUCGAUGGUUCGCCUCCCACUGCUCAGGUUUUCAUGAGAAAAUUCAACGAAGACAGUGAACACCAAAAAUGGCAUUUUGUUCCAGAAGUAGCAUGGGACGAUUUCCAACUUUCACUAAGAGAGCCAAACCCCCUUGAAAAGGCGCUGUUCUGGAAGAAUAUGGCUGACAAUUAUCUUGACGUCAUCAUAGGAUACAGUAUUGAAGAGUUCGAGGCCAGAGUCCAUAGAGCUUUCAAAGUUAUAGAUGAAUGUGCUUGCAGCCUUGAAGAAGUAACAAAGGGUACUGGUAUCGCAGGAACGGUCGGGGGAAGUGUGACUGUCGUUGGAGGUGGAGCUGUAAUAGCUGGUAUUUUAUUAUCUCCAUUUACAGCUGGCGUUAGUUUGGCUCUCACUGUAGGAGGAGGUAUCGGUGCGCUUACAGGAUCAGCUACAACAUUAGCAUCAAACUUGGCACACGGCCAACUGGAUAAGCGCAUAAGAAGGAAAGUGAAUGAAGCCACAGCAUCUCUCUUCUGCACCACCUAUAGGUUCCACUCGCUGCUGGGAGAGUAUGGUAAAUAUCUGCAAGACGCAGAUAAAUUUUUAACAGAACAGAAGCAUGAAACGUGCACAGAUUCCAUUGACGGAAAAGUUGUGGCAGUAAAAGAGGACACAUAUGUGGAGACGGCCGGCGCGGCUGGCAAAGUUGCUAAGAACAUAUACGGCCAUGCCAAGGAAAUAAAAAGGCUAGUUACGUUUAUUAAGGCCAAUGCUUUUGUUUACAGAGGAGCGGAUAUCGGAAUCUCCACAAGUGCUGCAGCACCAGGGUUUACCAUACCAGUCGUGGGCAAAACCCUUCUGAGCGCUGGAUCAACUGGUGCAAAGGCUCUUUCCGGAUCACUGGCUGCUUUUGGAGUGCUGACUGGCAUCUUUGAUAUAUAUUCAGGUGCAAAGAAAAUACAAAGUUGCGGUGAAUUAGCGGAGGAAUUUCGCACCUCUUCUGAAACUUUGAGAGAAGAGGCCGAUAGACUAAUUUGCCUUUACAAGGAACUCCAUCGAGAUGAAGAGUGCAAGCAGUUGUGUGACUGAAAAUAAGCUCUUAGUGUUGUAAUGGAGACGAUUUUUCUUUCAGUAGCGUGACUAGAUCUCGAUAGUGCCAUCACGUAGAAUUUAAACAGCAACACUGGCCAGGUAGUCGAUUAAUGCAUGAUGAAUUUUGAGCAUCGCUAUCUUAUAACGUAACAACAGCACUAUAGUAUGGUAUAUUCCUUAUUUGAUGAUUUGACAUAAAGUACACGCGGAUAUUUUUUUAAGUUCCGUAGUAUUUUCGCGAGCCCAGUAAGAACGUGGAAAAAUGCGACCGUUUUGCAAAAUGUUCGUUACAUUAAAUCGUAAAUCAUCGAGCAGCUACAACGGCAAUUUUUAAAAGAAGUGUAAUUAAAUAAUCUAGAGAAGUAUGUGGUACUGAUUCUUGUAAAUUUAAUUACACAUAUGACCGUAUCAUUUACGUAUAGUUGCGCUCAAGCCGCUCAUGAGAGGCGCCAAAACGAAUAACAGACUACGUUGAUUGACAUCUGACACAAGACACAGCAUCAGAUAAGUAUCAUUACAAAUAGAUAGAAGGGAUCCGUAAUAAAACGCAGCUGGAUGACUGAUAUCAUAUAAGAGUAUAAAUAUAUCUUCAAAUGUCAUACUAGUAGGUUUGAAGAGAUCGUGCGUUGAAAAAAAAAUUACAAAGCUUAUGAGGCAAGUGCUUCCUUAUAGUUUUCAAGAAAUUGAUCUUCUUGUUCUUUUUCAUGAACUUACAUGUGAGAUGUAACUUUAUUUUUCGAUUGUUGUUUAUAAUCAUGUAUGUCAUGUAAACUGAUAUGAUUUUGAUGAGAAAGGUCAACCCCAUGAUCGCGCCGAUGAUCACUUUUUAAUUUAAAUAAGUUUGAUUUUUAUU
Messenger RNA from Pocillopora verrucosa, 2374 nucleotides. The record is from RefSeq and is a predicted model, not a curated record. Lineage: Eukaryota; Metazoa; Cnidaria; Anthozoa; Scleractinia; Pocilloporidae.